Exserohilum turcica Et28A is the source of this 336-nucleotide messenger RNA. RefSeq lists its product as uncharacterized. Gene Ontology annotation, molecular function: RNA binding. The record is from RefSeq and is a predicted model, not a curated record. NCBI's taxonomy places the organism in Eukaryota, Fungi, Ascomycota, Dothideomycetes, Pleosporales, Pleosporaceae. Gene Ontology annotation, cellular component: spliceosomal complex. The annotation marks the transcript as partial. Gene Ontology annotation, biological process: positive regulation of mRNA splicing, via spliceosome. The transcript has a single exon.
AACUCUGGCUCGAACCUCUUCGUCACAGGCAUCCACCCCACUCUCACCGAGGACGAAGUCACGCGUCUCUUUGAGAAGUACGGCGACGUGGAGCAGUGCAACAUCAUGCGCGACCCGCACACCAAGGAGUCUCGCGGCUUUGGCUUUGUCAAGAUGGUCACGUCGGAGCAGGCUGACGCGGCCAAGGAGGGUCUACAGGGCGAAGUUCACCAAGGCCGCACACUGAGCAUCGAGAAGGCUCGCCGUGCGCGUCCGCGUACGCCGACGCCGGGCAAGUACUACGGCCCCCCGAAGCGCGGUAAGUGUGGAUGGUGUUUGUUUGGGUUGCGUGUGUGA